This is a messenger RNA of Onychostoma macrolepis, 4251 nucleotides long. RefSeq names its product zinc finger protein 271-like. The transcript is spliced from 2 exons. Gene Ontology annotation, biological process: regulation of transcription by RNA polymerase II. Gene Ontology annotation, molecular function: RNA polymerase II cis-regulatory region sequence-specific DNA binding; DNA-binding transcription factor activity. The record is from RefSeq and is a predicted model, not a curated record. Bases 306 to 2345 code for a protein of 679 amino acids. NCBI's taxonomy places the organism in Eukaryota, Metazoa, Chordata, Actinopteri, Cypriniformes, Cyprinidae.
UCCAGCGGGCGGCGCUAAAACACAUAGGCUUGUUUGCAAACACUAUUAAACCUUAGAGGAAGAAGAUUAGUUUCACCGAGCUUUCUGUUUUGUUUUGGUGCUGUUUAAUCUGUCAGAGAUAUUAUUAUUAUUAUUAUUAUUAUUAUUUUAUAUUACUGUGUUAUUUCUGUAAGUAGAAAAUACAGUUUUUGAAUUAGGUCAGUAUAUACCGGUAAUAUUCUCAUCCUCACUGUCGUGACUGAGUUUUCAAGCAAGCAGGAAUAUCUGGAGGAGUAUCAUCUGAACUGAGAUCUGCUGCUGUGAAGAUGGUGUUUGUUAAAGAGGAGAGUGAGGAGAACACGAGUGAACCAGAACCCUGGAGAAUAAAACACGAACCAGAACCCUGCAGAAUAAAACAUGAGGAACCAGAACCCUGGAGAAUAAAACACGAGGAACCAGAACCCUGCAGAAUAAAACACGAGGAACCAGAACCCUGCAGAAUAAAACACGAGGAACCAGAACCCUGGAGAAUAAAACACGAGGAACAAGGAGAUUUUAUUGAAGAAGGUGAGGAGAACGAAGCAACGAGUCAAGAUGAGGGGAAACAUCAUGUCAAAACUGGGGAAAAACCUUCGAGUUGCUCUCAAACCAAACAGCAUGAUUUAAAGAAAAGACGAGCCAAGAAAUCUUUCACCUGCACUCAGUGUGGAAAGAGUUUGGCAAGCAAAUAUAGUCUUGAUAUUCACAUGAGAAUUCACACUGGAGAGAAACCAUUCACUUGUGAUCAAUGUGGGAAGAGUUUCACACAAUCGUUAAGCCUUAAGGUACACAUGAACAUCCACACUGGAGAGAAACAGUACAAAUGUUCACACUGUGACAAGAGAUUCAGUCGGUCAGGACACCUGAAGAAACACAAGGUAGUCCACACUAGAGAGAAACCGCACACGUGUGAUCAGUGUGGGAAGAAUUUCACACAAAAAGCAAGCCUUAUGAUACAUAUGAGAAUUCAUACAGGAGAGAAACCGUUCGCAUGCAAUCAAUGUGGAAAGAGUUUUGCAUACUUAGCAAACCUUAAGGUACACAUGAACAUCCACACUGGAGCGAAACCUUAUGAGUGUUCACACUGUAACAAGAGAUUCAUUCAGUCAACACAUCUGAAAACACACGAGAGGAUCCACACUGGAGAGAAACCGUACACAUGUGAUCAGUGCGGGAAGAAUUUUGCACGGAAAGGAAUCCUUAUGACACAUAUGAAAGUUCAUACAGGAGAGAAACUGUACACAUGUAAUCAAUGUGGAAAGAGUUUGAAAUGCAAAUAUAGUCUUGAGCUUCACAUGAGAGUUCAUACUGGAGAGAAACCAUACACUUGCGAUCAGUGCGGGAAGAGUUUCACACAAUUAGCAAGCCUUAAGAAACACAUGAACAUCCACACCGGAGAGAAACUGUACUCAUGUGAUCACUGUGAUGAAACAUUUUUGAGGGCUUCAGUCCUAAAGAAACACCUGAGAGUUCAUACAAAGGAGAAGCCACAUUCAUGUUACUUGUGUGGAAAGAGUUUUUCACAUUUUUCAAUUUUGAAAGUGGAAGAGUACAUGUGCUUUAAUUGUGAAAAGACUUUUACUUCAGCGACCUGUACAAAACUGCAUGAGAGGAUUCACACUGGAGAGAAACCUUAUAAGUGUUCACACUGUGACAAGAUAUUCAAUAGGUCAGGAGACCUGGAAACACAUGAGAGGAUCCACACUGGAGUGAAACCUUAUAAGUGUUCACACUGUGACAAGAGAUUCAGUCGGUCAUCAAAUCUGAAAAGGCACGAGAUGAUCCACACUGGAGAAAAACCUUAUAAGUGUUCCCACUGUGACAAGAUAUUCAAUAGGUCAGGAGACCUGGAAACACAUGAGAGGAUCCACACUGGAGUGAAACCUUAUAAGUGUUCACACUGUGACAAGAGAUUCAGUCAGUCAACACAUCUUAAAACCCAUGAGAGGAUCCACACUGGAGUGAAACCUUAUAAGUGUUCACACUGUGACAAGAGAUUUAGUCAUUCAUCAAAUCUGAAAACACAUGAAAUGAUCCACACUGGAGAGAAACCUUAUAAGUGUUCACGCUGUGACAAGAUAUUCAGUCGGUCAACACUUCUGAAAACACAUGAAAUGAUCCACACUGGCGAAAAACCUUACAAGUGUUCAUACUGUGACAAGAUAUUCAAUAGGUCAGGAGACCUGGAAACACAUGAGAGGAUCCAUAUUGGAGAGAAACCGUAUCACUGCACUGCAUGUGGGAAGUGUUUCAAUCGUUCAUCUGCUCUAUACAGUCAUACAAAAAACAAUCACAGUAAGGCCCCGUACACACGGAGACGCAUUUAGUGGUAUACAUAAAUAUUUUGUAUCGUAUCGGUAUGUCGUCCAGAUGGAUCCUGCGUUUUGGGAGCCUGAAAGCACUAUUUUUUGAAACCGGGUCCCAGAGUGGAUAAAUCUGAAAAUGACACCUUUGUGUUUUGUGUGUACAGCCAAUCCGUAUAUUUUGUGAAACGAUGAUUUCAUCACCCCAUGUUUCGACCCUAGUCAGACGCCGCUACGCCACGUAACAACAACAAAGGUGGACUACAUGCUUGUGUUUGUACUGCAGAAUCUACUGAGCCUAUUAGCUUUACUAAUUUUACUAGCUUUUCUUGUUGUUAUGUUGGGUUUGUAUACAGCGCGCAAGGUUUAUGCACAUGCUCCAAGUCAUCUUCUCCGUUUUUAGUGUGUCUCUGUGGCAGAAUUACAGUGCCACAUACUGGUCUAGCAUGAAUACUACAUCAUUUUGAGUCAGUUUCAGUGGUUUUGUGUGUACGCAGAUAUUUCUUGAGACGACGCCGUGUUUACGGAAGAACGAGAAAAUAAAAGAUUGGAUAGAAAAAGCUCUGGCUUCAUGUGGAUGAGCCCUAAGUAGAUCAUGUUCAGAUCCAGCAUUUUCAGAUCUGAUGCUGCCUAGGGUUGUGCAAAUAAUCGAAUGCGCCCCGUAGUUCACUGACAAGCUACGCAAUAUCGCGUUCAUUAUCGGCGAUGAAUCGCCUGUGAUUGUGAACACGAUAUUGCGUGGCUUGUCAGUGAAUUACGGCUCUGUGUAGUAAAUGCCGCUCCAUCUGAAAGCAUGUGCUGGAGAUUUACUACUAAUCAGAGAACCGGCUACUGAUGAGAUGCGUAUGAGAAUCGCAUUUGAUUAUUUGCACAGCCCUACUGUCAUGUAGCUUUGCAACUGAUUCUUCUGUGCUUCUUUUGUAAGUAGGAAUGAAUACCUGAACCCGGUAUUAAACCAGCUCUGGGGCUAAAUUACGAAAGACUAGUAUCGAAAAGCGAAAAUUAAGUGUUCUGCUUUUAAGUGCUGGGGAAAUUAAGGAAAUACACUUACAGUUUACUAUUACUACAUAAAUAUUAUCAAGCUAACUGUAUUUUGCCAACCAUUUCUACAUGAGAUAAUAUCAAGACAUUCAUGACUGAUGUGUUUUCAUUAUUUUGCAAUUCAGAAGCGAGGUCUCUCUUAUACUUCAGGGCUGUGAGAUUAAUCUAAUUUUAUUUUCGAUUGAGUUUGACUUCUGAGGAUUAUGAAAACAAGUUGUUAGAGUUAAAGCGAUAUAUUAGAGACAAUCUGAUGUGUCUUGGUGACUUUAUGGCCGCGGCGUGCGUGUCUGUUAAGUCCAUGUGACCGUAGUAAUCCAUUAUUAUAAGUUUACACCACUGAUUUAUAAUAGAGAACUGGAUUGCUCAUGACGUCAUAUAAGUGAAGCCACUGCACCGCCAUAUUGGUAUACCCUAGCAUUCCCAUAAGUUCUAUUGAAUUAAACACAUGAGCUUCACAUGAGAGAUCUUACCAUCUUAAUGAGAAAACAUCACCUAACGAGUCAGUGUUUUUAUAUCUGAAGGUUUCCUGUACAUUCUUACAAUGCAAACGUGAUGCAUGUAAAAGGUUAUUUGUUUAAUGUUGGUAAUUUCCCCUGCCUAUUUAAAAAAAAAAGCGAACAUCAGAUGGAUGAGAUACUGAACAAAUGUACAGUAUUACAAAUUGCAAAGUGCUUUUUCUGAAAUAUUAAUAUAAUUUUAUACUUUCUUUGUGCAUAUACCUUAAUUCACCUUGUACAAUUAUUCACUGUUUAUGUAAUUAUGUUGUUAUAUUGUUUUUUAUUUGGAACUGCAAAUGUUUCAACAAUGAUUUCAUUAACAGCAUGCAUUUUGAAGCAGUUGAUUUCAAUGUUGGUUAAUUUAAUAAUUAAUACAUAACAUUUUACUCCUA